Molecule: messenger RNA, 363 nt
Organism: Ustilago hordei
Lineage: Eukaryota; Fungi; Basidiomycota; Ustilaginomycetes; Ustilaginales; Ustilaginaceae
Exons: 1
Coding region: 1-363 (120 amino acids)
Source: RefSeq, a predicted model, not a curated record
AUGGAAUCAGUCGAUGAGGCGACCGACAAGAUCCCAGCAGGUUCAAUCAAAGAAAAGCCAAACAUCAAGACAGGUGGCAAAGAGAGUCAUUUCGGGCUUACAGCUAUAGACGACAGGAAGGAAAGGAACCUAGAUCCAACAGUACAUGAGGCACUUGCUGGACAAGAAAAAAGGUUCUGGGAAGAGGCGAUGUGUAAGGAGUUAGAAGGGCUGGAAGCGAUGGGCACUUGGGAAGUUGUGGACAUCCCACCUGGUGUAAGCACUGCCAACACACGAUGGGUGCUCAAAGUCAAGACAGAUGCUAAUCUGAUACCAACAAAGUGUCACAGGGUCGGCGCAGGAAGUGUGCGCAGAAUGAUCUGA